GUGAAGGCGCCUUUUGCAGCUGCUGCAUGUCAACAAGGAGAAGAGUCUUUAUAUACAUCUGUGGUUUCAACCAGAAACAUCUCAUGUGUGAUAAUAGCGAUACGCUUGAUUCGUGGGACAAUACGUCUGUCUUUCAUUACCCCGCUUAACAGCCUUUUACGUGUAUUCACGCUGACAUGGCUCCGUUCAGCUUAAUGACAGCAAGUGUUAGCCUGCUGGCUAAGUCCUUCAAUGUCUUCAGCUGCACAAGCAGUCUUGCAAGGUGUACCGGAGUCCUCCCAGCUGUGUUCAUCAACUCAGUGAAAUGUCUGACCUCUCAGGCUAGCGGCCCUCCAAAAAGGCCUCUCAACGGAUACAUGAGAUAUGUUCUCCAGCAGCAGCCAGUCAUGACCAGACAAAACCCAGAAAUCAAAUCAGUGGAUAUCAUCAGGAAGAUCGCCCAGCAGUGGAGAACCUUGAGCCCAGAAGAGAAACGGCCAUUUGAGGAAGCCUCUCUGCGGGCCAGGGAGCAGUUUAAGGUAGACUUCCAGCGCUACCAGGCCCAGCUGACCCCAGCACAAGUCCAGCAACAAGCCCUGGAGAAGAGGCAGAGGAUGGCCAAGAGGAAGGCCAUCCGCAAGAAGAGGGAGUUAACCAUUCUGGGGAAGCCCAAACGUCCUCGCUCUCCGUUCAACAUCUUCAUGUCGGAGCACUUUGAGGAGGCCAGAGGAACCACCACACAGGCAAAGAUGAAGUCUCUGUUGGAGGACUGGAAGAAUAUGUUCAGCCAUCAGAAACAGGUCUACACACAACUGGCUGAGGAUGACAAAAUUCGCUACAAGAAUGAGAUGAAGUCGUGGGAGGAGCACAUGGUGGAGAUUGGACGAGAAGACCUGAUCAGAGACCAGACCCUGUCUGCCAAGAAAAAACCUGCUGCUAAAACUCCAGCAGCAAGGAAAGGAACAAAGAAGGCUAAAGCGGUGAAGAAGGCUGGUGCGACAACAAAGUCAAAAACAACCAGGAAGACGACAAAAAGUAUCUCCACAAAAACUGUCAGAAGUCCAAAAAAGACGUAAGAUUACCUACUGAGUUUAGAGGGAAAAAAGUGUGUUCAUGACAACUGCAGACCAAAGUUCUGAGGACCCAGGGCUGUGCUCUGCUUAGUUUUUCCCUAUGCCUUGGAAGACGAAGUUUUCAGUUGUCAUGAAUGCUUCUUAGGUUCAACAGGGCAAAAACUAUUACAGUAUUCAGAUCAUCUCACAGCAUCCCAUCAGUGCCUCUGUUCAGUGACAAUAACAACAAAUCAUUGAAAGCAGGCUUUUUACAUGGCAAAAUAUAGGCUUAUUCUCACCCUUUCUAUAAAUACAUCCUGGUCUCAAUUGGUUGGUUGAAUCCCUCACAUAAUGUCAAGUGGGACUGUGGAUUUCAGAAAUGUAGACAUUUAAAUGAGGUGUUAAAGUGACAAUAGGAGGCAUGGAUACUGUUUAUGCUUCAGUUUUGCAAUGUCUAAAAGGUUUCAUAGCCCUGAUUGUUACCACAGUAUGCUUAAGGGAAUGUAAAGGAUACUGUUACUGUUCCAAAGAUAAGAUUGCUGUUCUGUAUUUUUCUUGUUGUCAAGAGUUCCCCUGAGAAGACCCACACCAACAUGUUUAUGUGUCUCUCAAUACCUCAAUAAUUCCCUACACUGUCUCCGUCUCCAAGCCCAUUGUUUCCAACUGAAGAUGUGAAUCUUUAAAAAUGGCACAAAUAUAUAGUUUCUUUUUUUUUUAAAGGCUCAGUAAUUUACAUAUAAUAGCUGGCCUCAUUACUCAAACAUUACUCAAACUAAAUCCACAUAAAUCCAUAUUUGGUAGAGUAUUUCUGGCAGCUGGACUGGACUGUGUGUGAGACUGUCAAAAUAAACUACAGUCUGUGUAUGGUAAUGAAAGAACAUGUCAUCCAGUGCAACAGUGUGACUCACUGAUGUCUUUUGAAUAGUUUUUGGAGCUGUAGCACAUGAAGUACCACAGACAGGGUGGCUAUUGAAAAACGCUUUAAUACAUGUUGGUUUUGGUCUUUUUAUGGGAUUUGUUGACAGUCAGAAAACUAGAAUAACUCCAGCCUUGUCCUUUAGAGUAUGUGUGUUCCAAAGUGCCGUUUGUUGGCCAGUUUCCAGCAACUUUCUACUCUGAGAAAAGUGGAAUUGAUCGCAAAUUUACAGACGGCACUUACUUUGCGGUACCCAUGAACGCAACCUGACUGAAUUCUUUGCAUCAUCGUUUUCGUUAUUACUGUAUCAUAAGCUUGUACAGUUGCAACCUCAAACUGUGAAAUACUGUAAUAUCAACUGACCUUUUGGUUUUUAAAUACUUCAAGUCCAAAUUAUGCAUUGCUCCAGUAAAGCUUAUUCUGUCUUUUGUUCUGUUAACAGCUGUAAAAACCCUGUUAUAACUGAUAAUAAAAUGAGCUUUUUUCCACA
Thunnus maccoyii (southern bluefin tuna) is the source of this 2437-nucleotide messenger RNA. RefSeq names its product transcription factor A, mitochondrial (gene tfam). The transcript is spliced from 7 exons. Gene Ontology annotation, molecular function: transcription cis-regulatory region binding. Lineage: Eukaryota; Metazoa; Chordata; Actinopteri; Scombriformes; Scombridae. Bases 177 to 1055 code for a protein of 292 amino acids. The record is from RefSeq and is a predicted model, not a curated record.